Messenger RNA from Chenopodium quinoa (quinoa), 657 nucleotides. RefSeq lists its product as uncharacterized. Bases 26 to 586 code for a protein of 186 amino acids. The record is from RefSeq and is a predicted model, not a curated record. The transcript has 2 exons. NCBI's taxonomy places the organism in Eukaryota, Viridiplantae, Streptophyta, Magnoliopsida, Caryophyllales, Amaranthaceae.
GCGAGUUGUCGGAGCAGUUCUGACGAUGUUCUUGAGGAGCGACGGAGGUCCCACUCGCGCUCAAGGCAUAGAGGCUCGGACGAGGAGGAGCCUAGUUGUAGCAGACGAUCUCCUGAGGUUCAUCGGCAUUCUCAGUCUCAGCGGGAGCCUCAACUUCCUCAGCCGCUUCAGGAGGCUCAGUGGCAGCAGCCUCAGUCUUCCCAGCUGUUCCAGCACUUUCAGGGUCAGGGUCAGGGUCAGUGGCAGCGGCAGUCGUUUUCACAGUCUUCACAGCCUGAGUUUAGGCCAUUUAUCACUCCUGUGGAUCAUGGCUUAUAUUCAGCUCCAUCGUCUGGGGGCUUCCUCCACCGAUGCAAGGCUUAUUUUCAGUUCCAGUGUAUUGGACGAUGCCUCCACCGACGCUUCCUACCUCUUUUGCCAGUUGACGGGUCCUGCUUUGAGUUUGACUGCUACUGGAGUUACAGGGACUAGUAGGGAUACUACUCAACGUACCCGGAUGAUGGCGGGACUCUUUGGUUCACCGCUCCCGUAUUCACAGGCUGAAGAUGACACUGAUCCUCACUCUUCUAGUUCUACAGAUUUUUAAUCGAGGGUCUUUAUUUGUACAUACUGUGAUGACACUUGACGCUGUUUAUUUAUCAUGACUCAUUUUGUACA